Messenger RNA from Komagataella phaffii GS115, 1167 nucleotides. RefSeq names its product 60S ribosomal protein L3. Gene Ontology annotation, molecular function: structural constituent of ribosome; RNA binding. The coding region runs from base 1 to 1167 and encodes 388 amino acids. Lineage: Eukaryota; Fungi; Ascomycota; Pichiomycetes; Pichiales; Pichiaceae. Gene Ontology annotation, biological process: translation; ribosomal large subunit assembly. The transcript has a single exon. Gene Ontology annotation, cellular component: cytosolic large ribosomal subunit; ribosome. The record is from RefSeq and is a predicted model, not a curated record.
AUGUCUCACAGAAAGUUUGAAGCUCCACGUCACGGUUCCCUUGGUUUCUUGCCAAAGAAGAGAGCCUCUUCUCCAAGAGCCAGAUGUAAGGCUUUCCCUAAGGACGACAAGUCCAAGCCAGUCGCUUUGACCGCCUUCAUGGGUUACAAGGCUGGUAUGUCCACCAUCGUGAGAGACUUGGACCGUCCAGGUUCCAAGAUGCACAAGCGUGAGGUUGUUGAGGCCGUCUCCAUUGUUGACACUCCACCUCUCGUUGUUGUCGGUGUCGUUGGUUACGUUGAGACCACCAGCGGUCUUAAGUCUUUGACCACCGUCUGGGCUGAGCACUUGUCUGAUGAUGUUAGAAGAAGAUUCUACAAGAACUGGUACAAGUCCAAGAAGGUCGCUUUCAGCAAGUACUCUGCCAAGUACGCCAACGACCCAGCCUCUAUCGAGACUGAGUUGGCCAGAAUCAAGAAGUACGCUUCUGUUGUCAGAGUCCUCGUCCACACCCAGAUCAGAAAGACCCCUUUGAACCAAAAGAGAGCUCACUUGGCUGAGAUCCAAAUCAACGGUGGUUCCAUUUCUGAGAAGGUCGACUGGGCCAGAGACCACUUCGAGCAGACCAUUGCUGUUGACACCGUCUUUGAGCAGAACGAGAACAUUGACGUUAUCGCUGUCACCAAGGGUCACGGUUUCGAAGGUGUCACCCACAGAUGGGGAACCAAGAAGCUUCCAAGAAAGACCCACAGAGGUUUGAGAAAGGUUGCUUGUAUUGGUGCUUGGCAUCCAGCCCACGUUAUGUGGACUGUUGCCAGAGCCGGUCAAAACGGUUUCCACCACAGAACCUCUAUCAACCACAAGAUUUACAGAGUUGGUAAGGGUGAUGAUGAGUCCAACGGUUCUACCGAGUAUGACAGAACCAAGAAGACCGUUACUCCUCUUGGUGGUUUUGUCAGAUACGGUGAGAUCAGAAACGACUUCGUCAUGAUCAAGGGUUCCAUCCCAGGUCCAGUCAAGAGAGUUGUCACCUUGAGAAAGUCUUUGUACACUCAAACCUCCAGAAAGGCCACCGAGCAAGUCACCCUUAAGUGGAUCGACACUGCUUCCAAAUUCGGUAAGGGUAGAUUCCAAACCCCAGCCGAGAAGGCCGCCUUCUUGGGUACCCUUAAGAAGGACUUGCAGUAA